Messenger RNA from Pomacea canaliculata, 1339 nucleotides. Its product is annotated as RNA-binding motif protein, X-linked 2-like. The transcript has 5 exons. Gene Ontology annotation, biological process: mRNA splicing, via spliceosome. Gene Ontology annotation, molecular function: RNA binding. Gene Ontology annotation, cellular component: U2 snRNP; precatalytic spliceosome; catalytic step 2 spliceosome. The coding region runs from base 68 to 1072 and encodes 334 amino acids. Lineage: Eukaryota; Metazoa; Mollusca; Gastropoda; Architaenioglossa; Ampullariidae. The record is from RefSeq and is a predicted model, not a curated record.
AUUUCCGACAGUUGUUUGGACUGCAUUGUGAGCGAGCGUACCGCUACAGAGCUGACUUCUUUUUAUAAUGAAUCCUUUGACGAAUGUGAAAAAUAUUCAGAAACUGAACCAGCGUGAAUUGGAAUUGGGCAACUUAGGCAAAAAGUCUUGGCAUGAUGACUAUAAGAAUAGUGCCUGGAUUUUCAUUGGUGGUCUUCCAUACACCCUGACAGAGGGCGACAUUAUUUGUGUUUUUUCACAGUAUGGCGAAGUGGUAAACAUCAACCUCGUUCGAGAUAAGGCCACAGGAAAGUCAAAAGGCUAUGCCUUUCUUUGUUAUGAAGAUCAACGUAGCACAGUUCUUGCUGUGGACAAUCUUAAUUCGAUUAAGUUGCUUGGGCGGACAAUCCGUGUGGACCAUGUGGCUGACUACAAGCAACCCAAGGAGCAUGGAGAUGAAGACGAGGUCACAAAAGCACUGAGAGUGGAAGGUUGUGCGCCACACUUGCCACAAGCUCUGACUAAUGAAUUGCAAGAGGAAACUUUACCCAAGCCUUCUGAUAGCAAUGAUAAAUUGAAAAAGAAGAAAAAGAAAGACAAGAAAAAGAAGAGGAAAAAGGCGAAAGUAGAGCCUUCUGGUUCAGACAGUAGUACGAGCAGCAGCAAUGAUGAAGGGGUCAGGAAAAAGCUCAAGACAGCAACAAACUGGGCACCAGCAGUGCAGGUGAAAACAGAAAAGCACGAUAGUGGUUACAACAAUGCAUAUUAUGGCCACAGAAAAGUCACUGAUGAGGAUGGCAGGAAACAUGACCAUUCAAGGGAAAAAAGAGACAAGAGGAGAUCUAGUCCUUCCAGAGAAGGUAGCUGCAGUAGAUCCCCCGAUAGAGGAGCUAAGCACAACAGAGACCUAACCAUAGAUCCUGGCCAUCAAAGAGAUGGAAAAAGAGACCAUUACAGAUCAUCAGAUAAAGACCAGCAUAGAGACAGAGAGAGUUAUAAUAGCAGGUGGGAACAUUCUUCAAAACAUAGUUUUCGCAGAGAUGAACAAUCACAAAGGGGCAGAUCCGACUACAACAGACGUGACAAAAGAUAGCUUUGAGCUGAAAGGUUUUAAGGCAUUUUUUAAAAUUCUGAUGGAGCCUGCUGGUGUAUGCAUAUAGCUCACCAGCAUAUGUCUGUAAAGAACACUUUUGAGAAAAAUAUGACUGAGCACUUACUCCCAGAUAAUGUGGUUGAUCUUUAGUGUCAUGGGAGGGAGAAAAUGUGUGUGUGUGUGUGCAUAUAUUGAAUGAAAGUGACAUUCUGCAUGCUUUGUCAGUGGAUUCAGCAUAGCUGAAUAGUAAAUGAAAGGAUUUACUCA